This is a messenger RNA of Gaeumannomyces tritici R3-111a-1, 1244 nucleotides long. RefSeq lists its product as hypothetical. The transcript is spliced from 2 exons. The record is from RefSeq and is a predicted model, not a curated record. Gene Ontology annotation, molecular function: carbon-sulfur lyase activity. The coding region runs from base 178 to 1137 and encodes 319 amino acids. Lineage: Eukaryota; Fungi; Ascomycota; Sordariomycetes; Magnaporthales; Magnaporthaceae.
GCGGCUUUGCGCUCGGUGCUAUCAGCUUUGUGCGACGGACCGCCUAUAAAACACGGGUAGUAGGCUUAAAUUUUAGGUAUUCAAGUCCUGAGGAACACCACACUCAUCGGCCCUCCAAAUUCCAGCCCCAUUCGCCACUUCCCUCAUCCAACUCCCAGCACUCCGCCCUUGCCCGCCAUGGCCGAGCCCAGCCCUGUCUCGGCUGAGGAGAAGCAGACGUACAGGGGCAACUGCCACUGCGGCGCCUUCGUCUUCGAGGCCUUCAUCCCCGAGAUCAAGGAGGUCAAGGUCUGCAACUGCAGCAUCUGCAUCAAGAAGAACUACGCCUUCGCCAUUGUGCCCGACGCCGACUUCAAGGUCGUCAAGGGCGACAUCGAAAAGGACCUCACCGUCUACAAGUUCGACCCGGCCUUGCUGUCGCACAUGUUCUGCUCCAACUGCGGCACCGCCGUCCUUGGCACCUACACCAAGAUGCCCGGCUUCACCGCCAUCAACGCCCGCGCCGUCCAGGGGCCGCUCGACCUGUGGAAAAUGGCCAAGAAUAAAUACAACGGCGUCUCGUACAAGCCCGAGUACGUCCCGCCCCCGUACGACGACAUGCCCGAGCCGGCCACCCGCUUCGACGAUGAGCCCUCGGGCGGCAAGCUCUACCACGGCAGCUGCCACUGCGGCGACGUGCGCGUGGCGCUCCGCGUCCCCAAGCCGUUCGACCAGGAUCGCGCCGCCGACUUCGAGCAGGACCCGGCGCGCGCCAUCGUCGAGUGCAACUGCUCGCUGUGCCAGCGCACCGGCGCCACGUGGAUCUAUCCGAACCGGGGCCAGGUCGUGAUCAAGGCGCGCGGCGGCGGCGACGACCCGCGCGGGGACGCCUUCUCCAAGGCCGUGGGCGCCUACCACGUGCGCCUGGGCUCGCAGGUCUUUUGCCGCCGCUGCGGCGUCUACGUCGCCAACCGGCUCGACAUUUCGACCGACGACGAGUUUGCCGCCCUGCCCGAGGGGCUGCGCGCGUACAUGGCCGACAAGCGAGACUGGCAGCCGCUCAACCUGCGCAUCUUCCAGGACGUGGAACUGGAAGGUCUGAACAUCACCGAGGCCGACGGCUGGAACAAGAUCCAGCCGCCGUAUGUCAACCCUUGAGGUCGAGGCCGUGAUGGGGGGAUCAAGGUGGAAUGGUAACGUCGCCGAGAAGGAGAUGUAUGUACGUAUGUCAAAAGGGUGCAUUUCGCGUGCGCCUUCCUCAAUGA